UCUGUAGUUACUAAACUCAUUAACUAAAAUAGACUGGUCUCCCUGAUAGAAUGUCAGUGGUGUGAGGGUGGGGCUUAGUUUUGUGUUCUCAGAUGCCUUGGACAUUACCUGGACAGAGUAGGUACCCAAUAAGUAUUUGUAAAAACAAAACAAGACACACACAAAAAAAAAAAAGAAGAAGAAGAAGGAGGAGGAGGAGGGGAACCAGUCUUCUGGAGGGGGAGGGGCUGUCCCAGGCCACCACUGGCUCUGGGCAGAGCCACCCUGUCUGCCCUCUCGUCAAGCCCAAGCUCGAAGGUGGGUUACAGCUGUCAAGAGAAUGGUGGGUCAGGCUCAGCCAUUUUUUUCUCCGAGGCACCUUCAAUCCAAGGAGUCAUCUUAGGCCCUUAGGAGGAGCGGGUGGCAUCUGGAGUCAGAGCUGUAGAUGACAGAGCUGUUAACUCAGGGUCUCAGCCUCUCUUAAUGGAUCUUCCAGACACUGUUAAAAAAAAAAAAAAAAAAAAAAAAAAAACAGGUAAUUUGCUCUCAAUGGCAACAAGAAGCAGGGCCAGGACUCUCUCCAGACCUUUCUGAGAAAGGCCAGGAGAGGGCUGAGGGGUAGGGCAGAAAGGAGGAGGAGUGCCUCCCUGUGCCGUCGUGAAAGGCAAUCUCAGACUCUUGUCCCAACAGCCCUCAGACUAAAUGGGCGAGCACACUCAGGGAAGCACACCCAGACCAUGGGGGGCCCCGCUCACAACUGGGUAGUGGUUGAAUGAACUUGACUGGUUCUUGGGAUUUGAGCCCCAGCCCUGCCUCUUGCCAUCUUUGUGCUGCGGUAAGUUACUUCCCCUCCUUGAUUUCUUGGUUUCUUGCUACCUCCUUGGACUUCUGUGAAACAUGCAUGUGACAGUUUGUGGCGCAGGAACUGGCUAGCUCUAGGGGUUGUUCUUGGAGUCAGAAUUUGCUCCAGUGCUUCGUGGACCAACAUGGAACUUACUAACUGCUGGGUCACCCCUCUCAAAUGCUGCCUCUACUACCGGAGCUGGCCCCCUCAGGACAAUGAGAAGCCACCUCACUUCCCCUGGCCGUCCUAACAGCUGUGAGUCUUGGUUUGGGAGUGAGGAGGGGUUGGAAGAGGGCUUGGCACCGGCAGGGAGACUCUCACUCAGGUCCAUUGGAUUUAAGUUGUGAAUUCUCGUUGGACACCAGGAAAUGUGGACAUGCAGGUUGGGAGAUAAGAAGACUGCAGCCAAAAGAAGAACCAUGGCUUUGGAAGGUGGAGUCCAGGCUGAGGAGCCUCUCUGGAUGUAGGAAGCGCAGUCGGGCAGCCAUGGAGUGGGACAAUGGUACAGGCCAGGCCCUGGGCUCCCCGCCCACCACCUGUGUCUACCAAGAGAACUUCAAGAGACUGCUCCUGCCACCCGUGUACUCAGUGGUGCUGGCGGCUGGCCUGCCCCUGAACACCUGUGUCAUUGCCCAGAUCUGCACCUCCCGCCGGGCCCUGACCCGCACAGCCGUGUACACCCUGAACUUGGCCCUGGCUGACCUGCUCUAUGCCUGCUCCCUGCCCCUGCUCAUCUACAACUACGCCCAGGGGGACCACUGGCCCUUUGGCGACCUCGCCUGUCGCCUGGUCCGCUUCCUCUUUUAUGCCAACCUCCAUGGCAGCAUACUCUUCCUCACCUGCAUCAGUUUCCAGCGCUACCUGGGCAUCUGCUACCCGCUGGCCCCCUGGCACAAGCGUGGGGGCCGCCGCGCAGCCUGGCUGGUGUGCGGGGCCGUGUGGCUGGCCGUGACAACCCAGUGCCUGCCCACAGCCCUCUUCGCCGCCACCGGCAUCCAGCGUAACCGCACCGUCUGCUACGACUUGAGCCCACCAGCCCUGGCCGCCCGCUAUAUGCCCUAUGGCAUGGCCCUCACCGUCAUCGGCUUCCUACUGCCCUUCAUCGCCCUGCUGGCCUGCUACUGCUGCCUGGCCCGCCGUCUGUGCCGCCAGGACGGCCCAGUGGGGCCAGUGGCCCGGGAACGGCGCGGCAAGGCGGCCCGCAUGGCCCUGGUGGUGGCAACUGUCUUUGCCAUUAGCUUCCUGCCCUUCCACAUCACCAAGACCGCCUACCUGGCAGUGCGCUCCACAGCCGGUGUCCCCUGCCCCGUCCUGGAGGCCUUUGCUGCUGCCUACAAGGGCACGCGGCCUUUUGCCAGCGCCAACAGCGUGCUGGACCCCAUCCUCUUCUACUUCACUCAGAAGAAGUUCCGCCGGCGGCCACAUGAGCUGCUCCAGAAACUCACAGCCACGUGGCAGCGACAGGGUCACUGAGUCUGCUGGGGCAGGACACCUGGGGCCUGGGCACCAGAAGCCCUUCCAACCCCAAACCAGGCAGAGAAUUAGAGCUUAGCUCAGCUGGGCAGGGAGUGAGGUCCCGCACAGACUACAGAAUCUCACCGAUGACUAUUCCUUGAGCCCAUGCUCUGGACCUGUGGGCACAGAAAGACAGGCUUGAACCUGGCCUUCCAGAAGGUGCCAGUCAGCCCCCCGGGGAGUCAGGGAAGCUGCCAGAAGCUGUUUGCAAAAAUACGGCAUGGCAUGUACUGUAAUUGAGGAGUGUGCUGGAUGCUUUGGAGUCAGCAGUAUAGGGACUGAGGGAAGAUGGGAGGAGGAGGUGAGAAGUUCUGGAAAGGAGUGUUCUAGCUGGACUUUGAUGGGUUGAGUAUGAGCUCUCUGGAGAUGUGUGAUGGUCCCUUCAUUCAGCACACCUUUACCUACACCUUCUCCUUGGGCCUGGGUUGAUUCGGGGGCACCGGGAGAACCAGUCCUAGCCCUGCCCCAUAUAGGCUCCCAACUACCGGGCUUACAAACACUUGACAACAAUGAUGUCAAGGCUGGGACAGAUAAAUAGAGAAUGCCCAUGAUCCAGUC
Messenger RNA from Mustela lutreola (European mink), 2896 nucleotides. RefSeq names its product pyrimidinergic receptor P2Y6 (gene P2RY6). The record is from RefSeq and is a predicted model, not a curated record. Gene Ontology annotation, biological process: cellular response to pyrimidine ribonucleotide; G protein-coupled receptor signaling pathway. Gene Ontology annotation, cellular component: plasma membrane. The coding region runs from base 1310 to 2296 and encodes 328 amino acids. The transcript is spliced from 5 exons. Gene Ontology annotation, molecular function: G protein-coupled UDP receptor activity; G protein-coupled UTP receptor activity; G protein-coupled ADP receptor activity. Lineage: Eukaryota; Metazoa; Chordata; Mammalia; Carnivora; Mustelidae.